CUAUUCACACUCCCCGCUGGUCCCCACAUUCCUCCCACUGUGCCGGAAGUCUUGAUCCACGGUUGCGGUUUAAUGCGAAAUCCCCUCUCCUCGGCUCAAAUCCGAGUCCUUCUCUUGUCUGUCUGUUUCAGUGAUUUCACUACAUCCUGCCACCGUAUCCGUGCUACUCAACACUUCAUGUUCUACACUCUGUCUCACAGAGCAAGCCACUUAAGUCUAGAUUCUCAAUCGCCAUGGCAACCUAACAUGACGUCGCCUGGCAUUUGCACCAAGUUGAUCUCGUGGGCAAGCUUUUACUUCAUGUACUACGUCUAUGAGCAAACUUAUCUACCAAUUGCCAACCGGAAAUGGCCACCACCGUUUCUCUCGCUCUUCCAUCCCUAA
This is a messenger RNA of Protopolystoma xenopodis, 384 nucleotides long. The record is from the annotation of a GenBank genome assembly. NCBI's taxonomy places the organism in Eukaryota, Metazoa, Platyhelminthes, Monogenea, Polystomatidea, Polystomatidae.